AUGCUCCACGAGUGUCGCUCCGCUGGUGCCUCGCCGCUGCCCUCUCGUCGUCCACUCCCCCUCUCCUCCCUGCAGCUGGUUGAGUGGUACCUUGGCCGUCAGGGCCGCGCUGCUGGAGCUGGUGACUCUGCUCCUGGAGUUGUCUCCGCUGGAGGUUCUGGAGCUGCUGAGGGUACUGACACUGGGGGUUCUGGAGCUGCUGAGGGUGCUGGCGCUGGAGGUUCUGGAGCUGCUGGAGGGCCUGGUACUGGUGGCGCUGGAGCUGGAGGUUCUGGAGCUGCUGAGGGUACUGACAUUUGGGAUUCUGGAGCUGCUGAGGGUGCUGGCGCUGGAGGUUCUGGAGCUGCUGGAGGUACUGGUGCUGAGGGUGCUGGCGCAGGAGGUUCUGGAGCAGUUUGGGGUGCUGGUGCUGAGGGUUCUGAGUCUGCUGUUGCGCGGUCUCCUUGGAGUAGCCGCCUUCGUCCACGUGUGCCUCUCACCUCGCAGCAGCUGCACGACUGGUACGGUCGCCGUCAGGGUCGCGCUGCUGGAGCCCGGGGCUCUGCUGCUGGAGGUACUUCUGCUGACGUCCCUGGAGCUAGGAGUGGUGCUGGUUCUUUGUCUACUGGAGAUGCUGGAGUCGCUGGUCCAGGAGGUGCUCGUACUGGAGGUACUGGAGCUGCUGGGGCUGGGGGUGCUGCGUCUGGAGGUGCUGCUGCUGGAGACACCGAGGCUGGAGACCCCGGGACUGGUGGUGCUGGUUCUGGGGGUGCUGCUGCUGGAGACAUUGAGGCUGGAGACCCUGGGACUGGAGGUGCUGGUUCUGGGGGUGCUGCUGCUGGAGACACUGAGGUUGGAGACCCUGGGCCUGGAGGUGUCGGUUCUGGGGCUGGAGCUUCUGGAGCUGCUGGAGGUGCUGGAGCUGCUGGAGGUACUGGAGCUGCUGGAGCUGCCGACAGGUAG
Molecule: messenger RNA, 942 nt
Organism: Closterium sp. Yama58-4
Lineage: Eukaryota; Viridiplantae; Streptophyta; Zygnematophyceae; Desmidiales; Closteriaceae
Source: the annotation of a GenBank genome assembly